AUGUCUGCCAACUCUAGAGCCAAGACGAACGACGAUGUAGAUGGCUUAUUCAAGGUUCUAGCGCACAAGGAGACUGACAGAAUUUUAGGUGUCCAUUUGAUGGGCCCGCAGUCAGGCGAGCUUAUCAAUGAAGCUGUGCUGGCAAUGGAGUAUGGUGCCUCGGCUGAGGAUGUGGCUCGUGUUUGUCAUGCUCAUCCAGUGAGUCUAACGGUGUCCGAGGCUCUUAGGGAAGCCAGCCUAUCCGCAUUCUGUGGCAAAGCAAUCAAUUUCUGCUAG
This is a messenger RNA of Protopolystoma xenopodis, 276 nucleotides long. NCBI's taxonomy places the organism in Eukaryota, Metazoa, Platyhelminthes, Monogenea, Polystomatidea, Polystomatidae. The record is from the annotation of a GenBank genome assembly.